UCUGCUUGACCAGGAGGGCUAGAUAGUUUGUUACCCUUCCAAGCUACAUUCGCUUGUUUCUUAACCAGUUUUAUAAUUCGCUAUCUGUUGCUUGUCACAUCUGCUUGUAGUGUGUGUGGAGCAUUGGACAUUAUUGCUAUUAACAUUAUUUCUAUGCAUAAUGGGGAUCAAUAAGACGUAUAUCAGUAUAGGAUACGCGACUGUCGGCAUGCUCAUUGGACUGUCGGCUUUUCUUGUAUGGAACAUCGCGUAUAAACAACCCUGGACGGCGGCUAUGGGGGGGUUGUCGGGUGUGCUGGCUCUCUGGGCUCUCAUCACCCACAUCAUGUAUAUGCAAGAUUACUGGCGUACCUGGCUGAAGGGUUUGAAGUUCUUCCUGUUCAUCAGCAUCCUCUUCUCCAUGCUGGCCAUGGUGGCCUUCUUCAUCUUCCUAUCCCUCGCUGUCACAUACAAGCAGUCUCUGACUGACCCCGACAGCUUCUACCUGUCCAGUGUGUGGAGCUUCAUGACACUGAAAUGGGCCUCCCUGCUGGGCCUCACCUCACACCGAUAUCACAAGGAGUUCGCUGACAUCAGCAUCCUCAGCAACUUCUGAAAGCCCCUCCUCUCUCCAGCCUCACCUCCCAUGACCUGGAGCUGUGCAUUGCCCCCCUCAUGCAACCUGGAGUACCCUGU
Messenger RNA from Megalops cyprinoides (Indo-Pacific tarpon), 675 nucleotides. RefSeq names its product heme transporter hrg1-B-like. The transcript has 3 exons. Gene Ontology annotation, molecular function: heme transmembrane transporter activity; heme binding. Bases 161 to 595 code for a protein of 144 amino acids. The record is from RefSeq and is a predicted model, not a curated record. Gene Ontology annotation, cellular component: lysosomal membrane; plasma membrane. Lineage: Eukaryota; Metazoa; Chordata; Actinopteri; Elopiformes; Megalopidae. Gene Ontology annotation, biological process: heme transport.